Molecule: messenger RNA, 1506 nt
Organism: Porites evermanni
Lineage: Eukaryota; Metazoa; Cnidaria; Anthozoa; Scleractinia; Poritidae
Source: the annotation of a GenBank genome assembly
UCCAUAAUCGGAAAUCUCAAACGGGCUUUCAGAGCUGUUCUUCUCCAAAUUAGUCGCAGUUUGGAGAAAGAUCAACAAGAGGAGCUUCGUUUUUACUAUAAAGAGCUCAUUGUGACGGGAAAUACUGGAGCUUUGAGCAUUCUGUCUUCGUUAGAAGAUGCGGGAAAGAUCUCUUGGUCAGACGUAUCUUUUCUAAAGGAAGGUUUGCGUGAAGUAAGGAGGUUGGAUCUUGAAAGCAACUUGACGGAGUAUGAAAUCAAGAGAAAUUUGACAGUCCUUCUUCAUUCCUAUUCGAAAAAGAGGCAGGGGAUGGAGCCAAGCCCUCAGCUUGCUCCUGAUAUCGCGGACAACGCGGACAAGGUUAUAGGAUAUUUGUUAAUGAUUAUGACGAACAUAGAGCGACAUGGAUUCGAUGUUAGCAAGGAGGUCAGAUCUUUGGUGGAAACGAGGGAAGACAUUGAGAAUCUUAUGCUUGAGUUUGAAGAUGCAAGUGACCAAAAACUGUCUGAGUCAUGGAGUAAGUUAACUCUUCUUAUCGUCAUCAGCGGAGAAAUUGUUGCCGACGUGGCUUUGGCGAAUGAAGAGCAUCGCCAGAAGCAGGAAAUGAAGCUGCUCUCCACAUUGACAGAACAUCUCUACUUCCUAAUCUUGAGAUUGGGAAGCUGGGUGAGUUAAAGUGGAAUUCAGUUAGUUCAGUUGUCAAUGAUUUUACUAAUAUUUUCAAGUUUGGUUUAAUAAAUUGCAGCCGAUUUCGCGUAUUUUUAAAUAAUGGAUGAAUUCUAUCUAUUCCUAGAAAUUUACCUUUAUAAUUAGAACCCAUGCUCCGAGGUGAUUGGUUUUAAUGAAACACGUGACGGAAAUCGAAACGCGAUUGAAGUAGAUGGAAAGCGAACACGUUGGUUGUUUACCAUUUACCACAAAUUCCCGGAAAUUCCGGUUAGGAUGUAAAUCAGGCGGUGUGCGCACUGGUAUCGCUAAGCAUCAUGAGCGGUAUUCAAUAUCUGAUUAUUUGUGUCAAGAUGGCGAGGAGUGAACAUCUCGCAGGAGCAACUGCGGAGACGAAUAUUCGAUAAAUACGUUGUAGAAAUCAGCGAUUUGUCUUUAUGUUCUUCCAGAGACGUCGGUGAAAACAAAGGCUAUCGAAUUAUCGGGGGAAAAUAGUGUCAUUCCCUUUAUAAGUGUAUUUUGUUCGAAAUCACUCGCAUGCAGUCGGUAAAUCGAAGAAUUGCUCUAGUCAUGAAAGUACAGUGACCCAAAAGUGUCACGGCAAUUUCAAUUUUACUCACUCAAGCUUUAUUGAAGUAACGUCAUUUUUAGAAAACAAGAUUUUGACCAUUGGUUAUUAUAAUUUUUCAGAAACAGUUUUGCAACCAUGUGGAGGAACGAUACCGUCGUGUUUACGAUCAGGAGAAUCCAGUGUUGGAUGCAGACGUCAUUAACCUGACUGUCAAAAGGAAAAUAGAGGAGAUAGUCCACCACUUGAAAGAGACCACCUUUUUUUCGUAG